Messenger RNA from Sciurus carolinensis (gray squirrel), 3566 nucleotides. RefSeq names its product ankyrin repeat domain-containing protein 26-like. The record is from RefSeq and is a predicted model, not a curated record. The coding region runs from base 249 to 3566 and encodes 1105 amino acids. Gene Ontology annotation, molecular function: protein binding. Lineage: Eukaryota; Metazoa; Chordata; Mammalia; Rodentia; Sciuridae. The transcript has 26 exons.
CUUCUUACUUUCCUAGGACCCCACUCCAUUAUGCCAGUACCUACGGACAUUCAGAAGUGGUGGCCCUGUUAAUAAAGAAGCAAUGCAACAUUGAAAUUUCUGAUAAGAAGUACAAAACACCACUGAUUAAGGCGGUAGAACACCAGCAUGAAGAAUGUGUAGAAAUUCUUCUCAAUAAUGGUGCCAAUCCAAAUGUUCAGGACAUUGAUGGACACUCUCCUCUCCACUGGGCCAUCUUUUGUCAGACCAUGGCAAUAACUGAAACACUGCUUUCACACAAUGCCAAUAUGGAAUUACAAAACAAGGAUGGGCACACGCCAUUGUUACUUGCGCUGAAGCACAAUAAACAACAAGUGGCAGAACUUCUCAUUCAGAAUAAAGCAAAUAUACAUGUAGUCGACAAGGAAAACAGAACAGCCCUCAUGCUGGCUGCAAAAUAUGAAGCAAAACAUGUAAUUGAGAUGCUUUUUCAUGGAGGUAUUGAUGGCUUAGCAGAAGAUCAUUCUGGAAUGAGAGCGUUAUCCUAUGCUCUUGCAAGUGGUUUCAAUGUGAAAUUAAUUUUGGAUUUUACUAGAGAAGCAUAUGAACAUAUUAAAACCAGGAAAGCAGAGAUUGAUGACUCUUUAUCCAGAAGUUCUGCCUCUGCACCUGAUCUUGAUGAUAUCAAGCCUACUUCAGAAAAGGGCAACAAUAAAUCUGAUAUCAAGAAUGUCCCUGAAAAAAAAGAAGUAUGUGGAGAUUUUCAGCAAUCUGAGAAUGAUGUAUUUCAAAAGAAAUGUCCUCAAGACAGGCCUGCCAUUGAAGACACAAAUGAAGCAAGUAAGGCAUUGGAAGUGAAUGCUGUAAGGACAUUCAAACCAGAUGAGAAUUCUAAAAAUGAAACUUCAACCAGGAAAUCUGGACCUGUUGAACCUGGGCCUACAUCCUAUGGGAGCAAUAGUAAAUCUUAUAUCAAGAAUGUCCCUGAAGGAAAUGGUACAGAAUGUGAAAAUUUCUGGCAAUCCAGGAACGAUGCAAAAUGUCAUCCUGAGAAACAGGAAUAUCACCCCUUUUUGGACCAUGAUAUUUCUGAGAGUGAAAGGAAAUGUGUGAUUUCAACCCUUCCUGUAAGAACUAUCAAAGUAAAGAGCUUGCAUGGUACUCCUCCUUCCUCAACUGACACAAAGAGUAUCCGUGGAGGAAAAGGUGAAGGUUAUGAAAAUUUCUUUCAAUCCUGGAGCGAGGAAGAAUAUGACCCCCAGAUGCAAGGAGAAAAUCGAACCUUGCAUGACGUGGACAAUUCUGACAGUGAAGUGGAACCUUUGUUUUCCAGCCGGCAUGUGAGAUGCCUCAGUGUAAAAAGUUUGCCUGAGAUGACUCCCUCGUCCUGGCCUGAAAAUAGUAUCCGUGGAGGAAAAGGUGAACGUUAUGAAAAUUUCUUUCAAUCCUGGAGCGAGGAAGAAUAUGACCCCCAGAUGCAAGGAGAAAAUCGAACCUUGCAUGACGUGGACAAUUCUGACAGUGAAGUGGAACCUUUGUUUUCCAGCCGGCAUGUGAGAUGCCUCAGUGUAAAAAGUUUGCCUGAGAUGACUCCCUCGUCCUGGCCUGAAAAUGUUGAGGAAAAAAACAAGGAGCACCCAGCUGAAAGAGACAAAUCACAAAACCUAUGGGAAGGCACUGAAGAGGAUGAUGAUCAUGAUGAUGAUUAUGAUGAUGAAUCAACUGAACAGAAAGAGAGCAGAAAAACUGACCAUAAGUGCUUUUCUCUUAGGAAGUUUCAAGAAUAUGAUGGGCUCAGAGAAAAAACAUCUAAUGAAGAAAAGGUCAAAAAACAAGCCCAUGCCAUGGAAGACCUUAAUAACUUAAGUCAGUCAUCUGAAACAGCCUCAAAGGAUUUUGAGUUGGCUUACCCUAACUAUGAGAAAAUUUUGCUGUUGAUUGAACAACACAAAAUGUCAUGUAAAGAUUCUCUUAGCCUAUCUGAAAUCAAGGAUGCAGUUAUUUCAUCUCAAAGAACAAUAGAACAUAAAAAAUGUCACUGCUUGCACUGCAUCCCGCUUAUAGAAAAACUUGCAAAAAUGGAAUAUGAAGUUUAUGGACUAAAAAUGGAGCUAUUGGAAGCAAAAAAAGUAAAAUCCAAGCUAGAACAUGAAAGAGCAGAGUGGAGACAAAGACUCUCAAAUAUGAGAGAAAGAGAAGGGGAUUGUAAUACAGAAAGGGAACUAAAAAGACAACUUGAAAUCUUCCAGACAAUAAGAGCUAGGAACCUGAAUACUUCAAGAAAUAAGUUAUUUCAGGAUUUUACUAGUGAUGAAAGAGGAAAAGAUCAACUAGAUAAAUAUCAGAGAACAGAAGAUACAAAUUCUAUGACAAGACUAGAAAUAAACACAAUAAAACAAGAGAACCAAGAAAAGGAAAAGAAAUACUUUGAAGAUAUUGAAAUUGUUAAAGGAAAGUAUGAUCUUCGAAAACCAAUCAAAAGGAAAGUGGCAGAAACACUUAGAGAUAAUCCAUUCCAGCAUAAUGAGCAAUUCAAUAACAUUAAAUGUGAGAUUAUAAAGCUAAAUUUUCAAACUGAGGAUGAAAAACAAAAUAGGGAAAGACUAGAAACAGAAAUCAAGUCUUACCAUGAAAGAUUGACUGCUGCUCCGUCCUGUCCUCAUGAAAGUCAGGUAUCAAAAGCAUACCAAGAACUUGCUUUCCACAGAGCCAGAGAUGAAUAUUUGCAUUCACACACUGAGAUAAAUUGUAAUAACUCUCACUGCAAAGUUAAUAGUGAGGUUUUAUCACAAGAACUUCUUAAGUAUGAAAGAAAGAUCGAUAGCCUAGAAAAUAAGUUACGUCAGACAGAGCAAGUAUAUGAAAAAAUCACAUUGGUUUUAGAAUAUGUACGAAGAAACCUAAGCCAGAGAGAGUGUCGUGUGAAGGAAAUCACGCACACAUGGCAAAGUGAACAAACUAAAGGGAAUAAAUAUUAUGGGAAGCAGAAUUCCACAGAGGAGAGAACAAAAUUGCAAAAUGAAAAUACAUUGGUUCAACAAUUGCAGGAACUUUACAGCGAAAUUGACAGUAAAGACACAGUAACACGUAUCCAAGGCGAAUGUCAUGAUAUUGUACAAAAAUUUCAAGUUAGCAAUAAAGAACACAAUCUCAUCCUGGAAAAAACCUUUGAGAAAUUAAGCAAUAAGUGGCUGCCAGUCCAGCAGCAUGGUACAGCGCAUGAUGAAGAAACCCCCAUACCCGCUAUGCAGAAUGACCAGUAUGGGUGCAGCCAGUAUGGCCGACAUUUCCUGGAAGACCUGCCACCUGCAUUCCAGUCAGCACUGGGCUCCUCCACCCAGGAGCGAGUUCCCCUUGCUGCGCAAAGCCAAGCAGUGCUUGCAUCUACCACCCAGGUAGAGCUGGAUGAAUCCAAAAGUCUCCUGGUGCCAAUCCAAGAAUUCCUCAGUGAAGUGCAAGAAGUUAUUCCUGAGGUUGUGGAUGAUCAGUGCUGGGUACCUCCCAAAUUCAGCAGCAACAAGACUGCCUUGCUGCACCCCACAAUCAUGGAUGGCCUUCAUCAGGGCCUGUCUUUUACAGUGCAGUAG